GUGCAUGGCUGGUUGGUUUGUGGUUGAGUUAAAGUCUCGCUCGCUUGUCAAUAUCACACAGCAAAUGCGUUAAUGCAAAGAGAUGGGAAUCUUGCAGUCAUGUUUCUAAGACGAAUUACUGUAACGCUGCUCGCCCUGUGUGGAUUUAUAGCGAUCGGCGAUGCUCUUAAGUGUAAUUGCACUGCUUGUGAGAAGACUGGUUAUGUGUGCGAGACCGAUGGGGCUUGCAUGACCUCCACCUCAUACAUCAGUGGUCAGGAGGAGGAGCAUGUACGAAUAUGUCUGCCUCGUGUAAGCCUGGAACCACCAGGACAGCCCAUCUACUGCCUGAGCUCCAAGGGCCUGCUCAACAUACACUGCUGUUAUACAGACUUCUGUAACAGCAUUGACCUACAAGUGCCCAAUGGGAUUCCUGAAGAUAACAGCUGGACUGGAUCAGGGGGCAGCUGGGGUCCAGUAGAGCUGGUGGCUGUGAUCGCAGGUCCAGUUUUUCUCUUCUGUCUGUUACUUAUCGUGGGAGUGCUCGUUUUUCAGCACCACCAACGGAACUAUAACCAUCGGCAGCGACUUGACAUGGAAGAUCCAUCUUGUGAUCAUCUCUACUUGGCCAAAGACAAGACCUUACAGGACCUCAUCUUUGAUCUGUCUACCUCGGGUUCAGGGUCUGGUCUGCCCCUGUUUGUUCAGCGGACAGUGGCCAGGACAAUUGUACUGCAGGAGAUCAUAGGUAAAGGGCGUUUUGGGGAGGUAUGGAGGGGGAGAUGGAGAGGAGGAGAUGUGGCUGUGAAGAUCUUCUCCUCCAGAGAGGAGCGCUCCUGGUUCCGCGAGGCUGAGAUUUACCAGACCAUCAUGCUCCGGCAUGAAAAUAUCUUAGGCUUCAUUGCUGCUGAUAAUAAAGACAAUGGCACAUGGACCCAACUGUGGCUAGUCUCAGACUACCAUGAACAUGGCUCAUUAUUUGACUAUCUCAACCACUAUUCUGUUACAAUCGAGGGCAUGAUAAAGAUAUCGCUCUCAGCUGCCAGCGGAUUGGCACAUCUGCAUAUGGAGAUACUGGGCACACAGGGGAAACCAGGCAUUGCACAUCGUGACCUCAAAUCUAAAAACAUCCUGGUGAAAAAGAAUGGUACUUGUGCCAUAGCAGAUCUGGGACUCGCUGUACGGCACGAGUCCAUCACUGACACUAUAGACAUCGCACCCAAUCAGAGGGUCGGCACCAAAAGAUAUAUGGCCCCAGAGGUACUAGAUGAAACUAUCAACAUGAAACAGUUUGAUUCUUUCAAGUGUGCUGAUAUCUAUGCUUUGGGACUGGUAUACUGGGAGAUUGCACGACGGUGUAAUGCUGGAGGCAUCCAUGAAGAUUACCAGCUCCCAUACUAUGAUCUGGUGCCCUCCGAUCCCUCUAUAGAGGAGAUGAGGAAGGUGGUGUGUGAACAGAGACUACGACCCAACGUGCCCAACUGGUGGCAGAGCUAUGAGGCACUGAGAGUAAUGGGGAAGAUCAUGCGAGAGUGUUGGUAUGCCAACGGAGCUGCCCGUCUUACGGCUCUACGGAUUAAGAAGACACUCUCUCAACUCAGUGUCCAAGAAGACGUUAAGAUCUGAACCAUGUGGGAGAUUGCAGAUCCCUAUAGAGACGCACAAGUGAAUAAUAAAAAAAAGACUUAAGCAAAAAGCAGCCUGCCAGUUUUAGUCCUCUUAACCUUUUCAAGUUGUGAUGAGGCCUACAUCUUCAUCUUCGAUGAAACUACUGAGUGUCAGUCCAUCCCAGUCCUGCUCCUUCUCCAUCUCUUUGAAGAGAGGUAACUUCAACAUUUUCAAUCAUGGAUAAACCUCCUAACCGCUGAUGUCAGCACCACCUCCCUCCAUCGACAUGCUUAAUUGUGUUUUUUAUUUUGCCAGGAAUGUCAUUUUGAAUGUCAACUUUUUAUUUAAAGUUUCAUCCAAAAUGGACUCUGCUGUGUGACUUUUUGAAAAAAAUACAUUUAGAUUGAAUUUGUUCAUCCUCAUUCACUAAAAUACUGUGCAUCAUAUUCCAUCGUAAAUGUACAAGAAUAAUAUAUAGUGAUCUACUGCUGUUGUGAGAAUGUGAAAAACCUGGAUAACACUGUUUCCUGUUGCUAGCAAUUCAUGUUAAAUCAAGCAAAAAUGCAUUGCAGUUUUUUGUUCUUGUCGAAGAAAUGCAUCUUUAAUUUUGCAAGAGGAGCAGAACAUCAGCAAAAAUCAGCCUACUGAUUAAUCUUCAGGCAGCAUUCGCUGAACUCAAUCCAUCAAAUCUGUGUGUGCAAUCCCUUUAAAUACUCAUAGGCAUGGGCUAGUAAAUUAGUAAAAAAGGUUCACAAAUCAGCCAAAUCAUGUUUAGGUAUAAAUGUACUGACGUACACAGGUUUCCGUGAGGUUUAGGGUAUAGAAUAUAUAAUUAGCCUGUUAUGAAAUCAGUGGAAGAAUGAGAUGUCCUCACUAAUAUAGUGAAACAAAUCUGUGUAAAUGCUGAGUUCACUGUGGAAUGAUAGUUUGCUCAUGUUUAGUCAUAACUUGCAUUGUUCUUGAUAAGGUCCAUUUAUAACACCAGUGCUUUCAGUACUGGGAAUAUUAGUGAUUUUGGCACAAAGUUGUAUAAGGAAAGUCACAAUUUUCUCCCCUUUAAACUCCAUUAUUUUAAUGGGAAUGCUGAAGUAUGUUUUAUAAAUGCUCUAUAGGAAAUUGAAUGUUGGCAUGAGAAACUGCACUGUUGUUUUAAUGUUUGCUCCGCUCUGUGUCCUUUAGGGAUGUAGUAGUACCACUUCAGAAAACACAUGAAGUAUUGAAGUAUAAUAAUUGUAUCUUUCGGUUUGCCUUUUAUUAUAACAAUUGUAUUGCUCUGCUUUGCCAUGCAUUGAAGAGUUAUGCAAUUUAAUUGUACUACUGAACGUUUCCUUGUGAUUUUUUUUUUGUGCCUUUUGCCAAGACAAAUCACUCAACAUUGUAAACAGCAUCAUUUCAUAAUUAGCUCAGCCCUAGAAUGCCAAUUUCACUACUGCAUCCAACCCCCUUACAAACCUAAAGCUUUGUCUGCACCCAUGUCUUGUUCAUUUUCAAUUCAAGGGUUUACAGAAUUGUAGAAAUGCUGAGAGCAGGGGUCCUAUAUUAUGUGUAAGAUACAUAUGGCAGGAUCUGUUGUAGUCCAUUUCUGAUUGGCAUGUGUGUGUUUUAUAUUGUACAGGCCAUAUCUUAUGAAUCUGUCCCCUGUAGAUAAGAGUAUGUUUGAGGACAGUGGCUUGAUUUCAUGAACUGUACUUUCACUUGAAUUGAGAAUGCCUUAAACUAACAAUUCUGACUGAACUAUGUUUUAUCAUGGUGCUCUACGUCAUACACUGGGAAUUCUGUCCUUAGAAAUGUUACGACAAGGAGAGAAAAAAUGUAGACUAGUCGUUCCUCUGUUAUUUAUAUUGCGUUUGCUAUUUUUCUUUUCUCUACCACUUUGAUUUUGCAGUUGUGUGUAUAAUUAUGUACUCAAACCUUUGAGGAAAGACAUUUAGACGAUACUGGAUGGCAGAAGUUGCGGUUAUUGCCACUUUGUGGAGGAAAUUGUAAAAUAUUUGUCUAUGUUAGUUUUGACGAUAAGAUUCAGAUUAAUGUACAUAAAUGGUAUACAGUA
Molecule: messenger RNA, 3637 nt
Organism: Xyrauchen texanus (razorback sucker)
Lineage: Eukaryota; Metazoa; Chordata; Actinopteri; Cypriniformes; Catostomidae
Product: activin receptor type-1B-like
Exons: 9
Coding region: 73-1605 (510 amino acids)
Biological process (GO): protein phosphorylation; activin receptor signaling pathway; cellular response to growth factor stimulus
Cellular component (GO): plasma membrane; activin receptor complex
Molecular function (GO): activin binding; ATP binding; activin receptor activity, type I
Source: RefSeq, a predicted model, not a curated record